This is a messenger RNA of Labrus mixtus (cuckoo wrasse), 3297 nucleotides long. It is a transcript of the gene inpp5kb, whose product is annotated as inositol polyphosphate-5-phosphatase Kb. Gene Ontology annotation, cellular component: endoplasmic reticulum; plasma membrane; cytoplasm. The record is from RefSeq and is a predicted model, not a curated record. Gene Ontology annotation, molecular function: phosphatidylinositol-3,4,5-trisphosphate 5-phosphatase activity; inositol bisphosphate phosphatase activity; phosphatidylinositol-4,5-bisphosphate 5-phosphatase activity. The transcript is spliced from 13 exons. NCBI's taxonomy places the organism in Eukaryota, Metazoa, Chordata, Actinopteri, Labriformes, Labridae. The coding region runs from base 658 to 2250 and encodes 530 amino acids. Gene Ontology annotation, biological process: negative regulation of glycogen biosynthetic process; phosphatidylinositol dephosphorylation; negative regulation of phosphatidylinositol 3-kinase/protein kinase B signal transduction.
CAUGACUGUUGUUGCAUGUUCACAUGCAUUGUGCUCAGCUGAUACAGUGAUGCAGUAAACCUCUUACGGAGCUGAAGGGUUACCCAAGUCUUGCAACAAUAUACUCACAAUGAUGGAGGAUCAGCCUCCAGCCCUGCUCCCGUCCACUCUCUGAUACCUCACACACUCACGCACAGACAAAAACACACACACACACACACACACACACACACACACACACACACACACACACACACACACACACACACACACACACACAUGUUCACAUGCCCGUCUCCUGCCUGCGAUUAUAAUCCAAAUCUGACUCAAUCAAGCCCACAUUCCUGAGUCGGCCCUGCUGCUUUGUCCCUCACUGCUCUGUUGCUGCAUGACCAAACGGGGCUGUGCCACUGAAGGGACUCUAGCAGAGCAGUGCAGGCUGUGUUUUUUUUUUCUUAUUCAGUUUGGAGGACCUGUAUCAGAAGCUGCCUGGAGCACACACAGAGAGCACUGUCUACACAGGAGUCAUUUCAUGUUACUUCAAAAGGCCUCACAUGGCUGCAACCAAAGACAUCCAGGGAUAAAUCCAACCAAAGGCAUUUUCUCUUCUGGAUUUUGUUUGUUUUUUUCUUCUUACCUUGAGGACACCUAUCUAAAAAAAAAAAGUUGUCCCCAAACAUGGACGACUUCAUCAAUGGUCCCCGCCAGCGCUCGGACAGCAUGAGCAGCUCAGCGUCUCAGAGCUCCAGGUCCAAGACGCUCCUCCGCCAGCGUCUGUCUCAGCUGCUCACCUGCAUAGAGGACAUGAGCUCUGACGAUGAGGCCAGUGAAGAGGUUUCCCGCACGCUAGAUGAAGCCUUUCAGCUGUGUGGGCGCUACAUUCCCUCAGAUGCGUUCAGGCUGCACAUGGUGACCUGGAACGUUGCCACAGCGGAGCCCCCUGAAGACGUCACCGCUUUGCUGCAGCUAGACGUCCAGCCCCCCGCAGACCUCUAUGUGAUCGGCCUGCAGGAGGUGAAUGCCACCCCGGUGAGAUUCAUCUCUGACCUGCUGGUGGAGGACUCCUGGAGCCAUGUCUUCAUGGAUACACUGGCACCCAGAGGCUUCGUUAAGGUCACGUCAGUGAGAAUGCAGGGUUUGCUGCUGCUGGUUUUUGCCAAACAAGCUCAUCUCCCCUUCAUCAGAAACAUCCAGACCACCUACACUCGCACCGGCAUCUUUGGCUACUGGGGUAACAAAGGAGGAGUGUCCGUGCGUUUCUCCUUCUACGGUCACAUGGUGUGUUUCCUCAACUGCCACCUCGCCGCUCACAUGAACUACGCUCUGCAGCGUGUCGAUGAAAUUGAGUACAUCCUUGAGAACCAAGAGUUUGACAUGUCGGACACGCCCUACGUCCGCGACCACAAGGUGGUGUUCUGUUUUGGCGACCUGAACUUCCGUAUCUCAGACCACGGAUUGCACUUCCUCCGCUCGUCCAUCAACGGCGGACGUCUUCAUUUGCUGUGGGGCAAAGACCAGCUCAUCAUGAUGAAGAAGAAGGAACCUUUCCUACAGGAAUUUGAGGAAGGGCCAUUAAACUUCAAACCCACCUACAAGUUUGACCGUAACGCUGACACCUAUGAUACCAGCACUCCGAAGACAUGGUUGCGUUUUAAUGGCAAGAAGAGGAAACCGGCAUGGACAGAUCGGAUCCUGUGGCGCAUCAAGCCCAAAAGUCCUCCGUCAGGGGAUUUUGAUGAUGAUGAGAUGGCGUCGACAUCUACUGAUGAAGAAAUCGAUGAGUACCCACUCCUGGUCACACAGGACAAAUACACCAGUGACAUGAGCUAUGGGGUCAGUGACCACAAGCCUGUCAUUGGAACCUUCAGCUUGGAGCUGAGGAAGCACUUUGACACCUCACUCGUGCACAUUUCUCCUCUGGGUGUAUGGAGCGCCGACCAGGAUGCACUUCUCACUUACACUGUCCAAGAGGACUUUGAGUCCUCCACAUGGGACUGGAUUGGCCUCUACAAGGUGGGAUUCAAGAGUGCGUCCGAUUAUCAAACCUUUGCUUGGGUCAGAGAGGUAGACCUGCCUGAAACAAAUGAAGUCAUACAGAUAUCUGUGGAUAAGGACGAGGUCCCUCUGCUUGGUGGGCAGUAUGUUUUGGGUUAUUACAGCACCAAUUUGCAGAGCAUCAUUGGCCUCAGCGCUAACUUCCAGAUCCUGGAGUCAAAGCGUGCCGUCAUGGAAGGCCUCGUUCCUGAGAACAGCAACGGGAUUGACAAAUAAAGAUAUAAUCAGCCUUGUGCCACAUCUAUAUCUCUCCCAAGAAAUGUUUAAAAGAAAAAAAAUCAAACAUAAAAAAAAAAUGCCCCAAGAUCAAGUCCAUCGUUUACUGGUGAAGAAGCCGAGAAUGACCACCACAGAUUGUGUUUCGUCUGGUAACUUCAACUUGUUGUUUCCAGCUUUGCCUUUAAGGGGUUCACAUUACGUAGAACUGACUCUUGCUGGAAUCGUUUUUUUCUACAAAGAAAGCUUAUCGCUGUAAUGAGUCACUAGACAAGCGUAUCCACAGGCCCUCUCUGCAUGUUACAGCAGAAACUACAGGCCAAAACAAUGUGUGUGAAAGUAGUGGACAUGCACUGCAGGUCAUAACAGGUCUUGGAGAAGUUAUAUUUUGAGAUUGAUUUGAAUGUUUUAUUUUUGUCUACAGUGCAGAGGGUUGUACAAUACAAAGUAGAGGGAAUGCUAUGUUGAUGCGGGCCAUCUGAGGUAACAAUGCAGAAAGAUGCUACGUGUAUUUGACUUUUGAAGUCUUGCUAUUCUUAUUUUGAACAACUGUUGGACCCAAGUGGGAGAAAGAUUGAAAAUAGAACGGGGACGUUGAUGUAGACUGCAGUCAGUUAUGAUUAUAUUAAGAAUGUUUUUAAUGUAUAUGUGAUUAUAUAAGCCUAAUGUAUACCCCAAAAGGCUCUAAAGUAGGGAGCAAAAUCAGAACAAUAUUAUAUUUUGUAAUGAAGAAGGACUUAAAGUUUCUAAAGACUUUGAUUAUUAUUCAUCUCAGUUGUUUCCCACAUGAAUGUUUGGCAGGAUGCCUUUAUAUAUUCAAACGCAAAGUGAUGAUUGUUGCUCAAAUAAAAUAAAAGUAUCACAUUUCUGUGUUUUGUGUGUAAGCAUGCUUAAGUGAAAUCAUGUUUGUUUGGUUGGGUGAUUGAUGUAUUGAUUGAUAGAGUGGCCAACAUCACAGCAGCAGAACAUAAUCUGCACAUGUGUACGUGUACUGGCAUUACGUUCUUCAUUAUCAAAAUGAAAUAAAUGAAGGAGAUACUUCUUAAA